UUGUGUUUGUACGCGAAGACGGCGACUCAGUUUCUCAUUUGUGCAAAAUAACAAGCAAAUAACAAUUUUAAUAGUUUUCUUUGAGUGAAAUUGAACUAAAACAACAACAUCAUGGCGAAGAUGGCAUUUCAGCAUCAGGCCGGCACGGCUAUGGAAUGUUUGAGCAUACCCAUAACGCUCCACAAGGAAAAGGACUACGACCAGGAGGGCAGAGAGAUAUUGAAGUGUGGCUUUAAAAUAGGUGGCGGAAUCGAUCAGGACUACAAGAAGAGCCCACAAGGCUACACGGACUAUGGCAUAUACGUGACGGAGGUGCACGAAGGUAGUCCAGCUGCUCGAGCUGGUCUACGCAUACAUGACAAGAUACUGCAAUGCAACGGCUACGACUUCACAAUGGUCACCCAUAAAAAGGCAGUUAGCUAUAUACGAAAAAACCCGAUACUUAAUAUGCUAGUAGCACGCAAGGGUGUCACAUCCACAUAAUUGCAUUGGCUGGUCCCCAAAUUCCAUACAAGCAGCAGCAUUCAAGCGGUAUAUAAAUUUACUAUCUAGUACUUCACUGCCUCUCAUUGCUAAGGAUCUCUAAUUAGCGCUCUUUGGAAACUACUCGAAUACUUAUUUAUAUAUAUAUAAGCAUAUAUACUUAACUUCACAUUAUGCAUAUCGCGCACAUAUUUAGCUAUAUUCGUAACAAAACAUUGAUGCAUAUGUGAAUGUAGCAGUAGAAAAGCUUCUUGUUAAAUUUCUGUUUCUUUGUCUUGGCUUAAGUUAAUAGCUAAAGUCCCCCAACUAGGUUGUUAUAUUCUCCGCUCGUUGUACGAUUUUCCAAGAAACCGUGUAAAGAAAUUGCCAAAACUAAAAGCCACAUGCAACAAACAAAAUAUACAAUAUGUUAACAUAAGCCAGGUUCAACAACGGGCUGAAUUUUUGCACGAUUUCUAAAGCAACAGAAAAUGUAUAGAACAAAUUUCUCAUGUACAUUCUCAGCCCGUAUUGAAUAGUGAAUCACACACGUAAAUAUAAACAAUUUUGUACUUUUAUACACCUGUCAAAUAUAUACGAAUGUAUGUAUGCAACAAGCCACAGCUUUUAUACAAUCAGCAGCAUUCCAAAAACACGCAAAGUUGUUGAAAACUAAAUAUUACAUAAUUGUGAUAAAUGCCGUUACUUGUGCAGAUGUGUUUUUUUUUUUAAAUAUGUAUACACAUUUAUUAAGUAUUUUUAAAAUCAGUUUUUAAAUGUUUAAUUGCAUUGAAUAAAUGUUUGCC
Messenger RNA from Drosophila novamexicana, 1268 nucleotides. RefSeq lists its product as uncharacterized. Gene Ontology annotation, cellular component: adherens junction; postsynaptic density; postsynaptic membrane. Bases 112 to 483 code for a protein of 123 amino acids. Gene Ontology annotation, molecular function: protein binding. The record is from RefSeq and is a predicted model, not a curated record. Gene Ontology annotation, biological process: neurotransmitter receptor transport, endosome to postsynaptic membrane; neurotransmitter receptor transport postsynaptic membrane to endosome. Lineage: Eukaryota; Metazoa; Arthropoda; Insecta; Diptera; Drosophilidae. The transcript is spliced from 3 exons.